AAUUCUUCUUUAGUAAGGGCGGAGGAAGGUGAAAAUUAAUUAGAAAGAGGAGUUUCACUUCUAGGCAAACGUCAGAGAUUUUGGGUUUCUCCACCUCAUCCCCUAUUCUCUCAUUCUCAGUAUGAAGACAUCUCAGAUUCUGAUUAUCAAAUUAGAAACACCGGACUUCUACAAGAUGUGGUAAAUCAAAUCUUAUCUUCUCCAUCUCCAAAUGAUGAAGAUUUUAUACCAAUUGAAAACGGAUCCAUGGAGUUCGAUGACUCAAUUGAGCAGUACUUCACACCGGAUGAUGCAAUUUCUGAUGAUAACUCAUUACCUAAACCGGCAUUGUGCAUCACCUUCUACGAUUCUUUUUAGGAUACUAAUCAUAAUGAGGAUAGAAUUCAAUAUCCCUUUUCCCCUAAUAUAGUACCAGCUUUCUCUAUGUCUUUCUCUGAUCAAUCUGAUUUUACUUCUUCACCUCAUAGCUCGUUGGGUUCAAAUGAUUUCAAUCGUUCUAUUUUUCAAAAUGCUGUAGAAAAUGAGCUUCUUGAUGAAAAUGUUUUAAACCAAUAUGGGUACUUUACUCUGUCUCUCAAUACCUUGGAUGAGGAUACACUUCCCAUAAAUGAAAAGAUUGAGCUUCUCAAAGACCAGGCUGCAGAAAAAGGGAAACAGGUCAUUCAGUCACCUUUCAAGCAGCAAAAUUUGGAUGGUGCAGAACCUUCUCAGCCGAAGAAGCAGAAGUUGUAGCUCUGCUUAGAGCAACACAAUGGGCCAACAGAAAUAACAUACAAAAUCUGGCGAUAAAGGAGGACAAUCAGGCAAAAUAUGGUAUUUACAAGGAAAGGCAACAACGGUUCAGCAUCACAAUCUUAGAUGAAGUCAAAUUGUUAGCAGAUCAAUUGGUAUCAUUUCAAGGAUUUCAGCAUGUAGAUUGAAGAGCAAACAAGGUGGUAGACUUGUUGGCAAAAGAAGGGCGAAGAUCGAGUAUAACAACUUCUUGAAAUGAUCAAGCUCCUAGUUUUUUAAUUCCUGCAAUGUCAAAGCGGAUGGUAUAUGUAAUUUCAAUAACAAUGCUUCAUUAUCUCGUUCUGUUGAAGUUAAUCCAACAAAUUCAAUCAUUGGAAGAGCAACUUAUGAUGUGU
Papaver somniferum (opium poppy) is the source of this 1127-nucleotide messenger RNA. RefSeq lists its product as uncharacterized. The record is from RefSeq and is a predicted model, not a curated record. The transcript is spliced from 2 exons. Bases 424 to 732 code for a protein of 102 amino acids. NCBI's taxonomy places the organism in Eukaryota, Viridiplantae, Streptophyta, Magnoliopsida, Ranunculales, Papaveraceae.